GGUUUUUCCUAAAAUCUUCCCUGGCUUCAUCCUCGGCUCUGCCUUUGUCCAGCACCGCUCUGCUCCUGCCCUGGACCCGCCCUCCCACCUGGCUGCCAGGUGAGGCAGCCUCCAGGAGUUGAUCUCCUGUUUCUCUGCAGGGAAAGGGCAGGAAAAGUUGUGUUUGUGAGCUUUAAAAACAGCCCAGGAGGCCGUGGAGAUGGUUUGGUUUUCCCCAGGGAGGGAGAAGGAAGAGCAGCUGAUGUCCCGUGGCACGCCAGCUCCAGGAAAAGCCCCACAUGUGGCUCCCUUCUGCUCCCAAGUGCAGGAAACAUCCAAAAAUCCCUUUUUUGGGGGCUGCUGUUGUCUUUGUCAAGGUGCUCCUUGAGCAGGAAAGGACAAAUUCUGUUCCUGAUGUGGGAAUUUGGGGAAACUGAGGCUGGAGGGGGAGAAGUGCCAGGGUGACCUGGACCAGCUGUCCCCGUGGGGCUGGGGAACAUCUCCAAAACCCCUCUGGGAUGGGCAGGGUGCUGCUGGAAUCUCCCAGCUGGGGAUGGAUUUUCCUGACUCCUUCCACGCCAGAGCCAGAGUCCAGGGGAUAAAUCCCCCUGGGAAAGGCUGGAUUUGGGGUUUGAGGAAAGGCUGUUUGAUCUUGCUGCUGCUGCUGGGGCUGUCACUCAGGGCCAGCCUGUCACCUGCAAAGCUGCAGGGACGUGGUUUAAAAAGAAAACACCAACCCCUCGUCCUGAAUCUGCACCACAGCCCAGCCAGGGAGGGUGAUAAAUGCGAAUAUCAGGGUUUUUUGGGGGGCAGAAGUCAGGUGUGAGCCCAGAGCUGGCGUUUCCUCAGGGCAGAACCCUUUGGGGGGUGGCAGCAGCGUUUGCUCAGCCCUGAGCGAGGGGCCCGGGUGUGUGGUGUCAAUAACUCCACUGUUAUCAGCAGAAAGGGAGGGCCCUGAAACCAAACCUGCGCUGGGUUCCACCUCUGCUGCCCUGCAAACACUCAGCUGAGUGCACCUGCCAGGAACCAGCCUGUGAGCAGCAGGGGAAGCCUGCAGCAGGAUCCCUGCCCCGGCUCUCCACAUCCCACCAGAAGAGGAAGAGGAAAAGACGGUUCCUUCGCCGUUGAUAAAAUGGGAAGCAGCAUCUCGCCAGCAGCCCGGGAAGGGAAGCUCCGAUCCUUGCCUGGGGGGCAUCCCUGGGAUCUGUGCAGCUGGCAGGACACGGCCCUGUGCCACUGAGGGGUGGGGACAGCGUGGCUGGGGACAGCAUGUCCUUGCAGAGCCGCCGGAGCCAGCUGCUGCUGGUCAACUCGCUGACCUUCGGGCUGGAGGUGUGCCUGGCCGCCGGCAUCACCUACGUGCCCCCACUGCUGCUGGAGGUGGGCGUGGAGGAGAAGUUCAUGACCAUGGUUUUGGGGAUAGGCCCUGUCCUCGGGCUGGUUUUUGUGCCUCUGAUCGGCUCGGCCAGCGACCACUGGCGCAGCAGCUACGGCCGGAGGAGACCUUUCAUCUGGCUGCUGUGCCUGGGGGUGCUGCUCAGCCUCUUCCUCAUCCCCCACGCCAGCAGCCUGGCCAGCCUGUGUGCCCUCAACCCCCGGCCUCUGGAGAUCGCCUUCCUCAUCCUGGGCAUCGGGCUGCUGGAUUUCUGCGGCCAGGUGUGCUUCACCCCGCUGGAGGCCCUGCUCUCCGACCUCUUCCAGGAGCCGGACAACUGCCGCCAGGCCUUCUCCGUCUACGCCUUCAUGAUCAGCCUGGGGGGCUGCAUCGGCUACCUGCUGCCAGCCAUCGACUGGGCCUUCCUGGCGCCCUACCUGGGAGGGCAGCAGAGCUGCCUCUUCAGCCUGCUGGCCCUCAUCUUCCUCGCCUGCGUGCUGGCCACGCUGUUUGUGACGGAGGAGGCGGCCCAGGGGGAUGUCCCAGAGGGGCCAGCGCUCAAGGACGUGUCCCCCAAGGUGUCCCUGGCGUGCUGCUGCUGCCGGCUGCCGCGGGGCUGGUGGCUGCUGCAGGGCAGGCAGGUGCUGCGGGCGGCCAGGAACGUGUGCGCGCUGCUGCCGCGGCUGCACGGCCUCUGCUGCCGCAUCCCCAGGGUCAUCCGCCGCCUCUUCGUGGCCGAGCUCUGCAGCUGGAUGGCUCUCAUGACUUUCAUGCUGUUCUACACGGAUUUUGUCGGGGAAGGGCUGUACCACGGCGUGCCCAGGGCCAAGCCGGGCACGGAGGCCAGGCGUCGCUACGAUGAAGGUGUCCGGAUGGGCAGCCUGGGCCUCUUCCUGCAGUGCAUCACCUCCAUCUUCUUCUCGACAAUCAUGGACCGGCUGGUGAAGCGCUUUGGGACGCGGGCAGUGUACCUGGCCAGCGUGGUGUUCUUCCCCGGGGCCGCCUCUGUCAUGUGCCUGUCCCACAGUGUCACCGUGGUCACCAUCUCCGCCGCCCUGACGGGAUUCACCUUCUCCGCCCUCCAGAUCCUGCCCUACACGCUGGCAUCCCUCUACCACCACGACAAACAGGUAUUUCUGCAUAAAUACAAGAGGAAAGAGGAGGAAGAUGCCGCUCUGCUGGACAAGAAAUCAGCUUUCUCCAAGGGGCUGCUCUCCAGCCAGAAGCUGCCUUACCAGAAUGGCCACACUGGGAACCUCUUCUCCUCCUCCUCCUCCUCCUCCUCCUCCUCCUCCUCCCCUCCGGCCGUGUCCAGCUCGGCUCUGUGCGUCAGCUCCUCCUGCGAGGUGUCCCUGCGGAUGGUGGUGGGAGAGCCGGAGCCGGGGGCUCCUGGCCGGGGGAUCUGCCUGGACCUGGCCAUCCUGGACAGCGCCUUCCUCCUGUCCCAGGUGGUGCCCUCGCUCUUCAUGGGCUCCAUCGUGCAGUUCACGCAGUCGGUCACCGCAUACAUGGUGUCGGCCGCUGGCUUCGGACUGGUCGCCAUCUACUUCGCUACCAAAGUCGUCUUUGACAAGGGGGACAUGGCCAAGUGCUCGGUGUGACACCGGGGGUGGCAGCAGGUGGCAGAGCGGGACGUGGGUGUCCCCAGGGUCUGGAACCGGCCGUGUGUGUCCCCAGGGAUGUCACCGGCUGUGUGUCCCCAGGGAUGUCACUGGCCAUGUGUGUGUCCCCAGGGAUGUCACCGGCUGUGUGUCCCCAAGGCCUGGCACUGACCAUGUGUGUGUCCCCAGGGAUGUCACCGGUCAUGUGUGUCCCCAGGGAUGUCACUGGCCAUGUGUGUCCCCAGGGAUGUCACCAGCCGUGUGUGUGUCCCCAAGGCCUGGAACUGACCAUGUGUGUCCCCAGGGAUGUCACCAGCCGUGUGUGUCCCCAGGGAUGUCACUGGCCAUGUGUGUCCCCAGGGAUGUCAC
Molecule: messenger RNA, 3324 nt
Organism: Parus major (Great Tit)
Lineage: Eukaryota; Metazoa; Chordata; Aves; Passeriformes; Paridae
Gene: SLC45A3
Product: solute carrier family 45 member 3
Exons: 5
Coding region: 1249-2955 (568 amino acids)
Biological process (GO): transmembrane transport
Cellular component (GO): membrane
Molecular function (GO): sucrose:proton symporter activity
Source: RefSeq, a predicted model, not a curated record